Messenger RNA from Anoplopoma fimbria (sablefish), 2576 nucleotides. RefSeq names its product centriolar coiled-coil protein of 110 kDa-like. NCBI's taxonomy places the organism in Eukaryota, Metazoa, Chordata, Actinopteri, Perciformes, Anoplopomatidae. Gene Ontology annotation, biological process: regulation of cytokinesis; centrosome duplication; centriole replication. The record is from RefSeq and is a predicted model, not a curated record. The coding region runs from base 1 to 2481 and encodes 826 amino acids. Gene Ontology annotation, cellular component: centriole. Gene Ontology annotation, molecular function: protein binding. The transcript is spliced from 13 exons.
AUGUGUGGGUGUCCAGAGAUGGAAGGCUAUGAGGAGUUCUGUCUGAGGAGCUUGGCCAUACUGCAGGAGGAGGGGAAAUUCAAGAAGACGACAUGUGAGCCACUGCGGCCCCUGAAGGCUCUCUCUGUCAUCCGCUUCCACGGACGAGCUGUGCUUUCGCCUCUGUUGAGUGCAGAGCAGCGUAGUGAGAUAUUUGAACACAGACGGAAGGCGGUCCAGCUGGAGGUGGACAGGCAGAACAUGCAGAAGAACAACCCAAUGGCCCGGGUUCAGGCCAUACUGGACCAAGCUAAGGCACAUAAAGUACCAAGUGAGGAUGUUGAAAAGCUGCCAGUUUCCAAACCCGCGACAGUCAGUGGCUACACCCUGGUCAGUGACUCUCCUGGACUUCCCAGAGACCCUGGAUUUGGGCUUCAGACAAAUGAACAGCCAUGCUCUAAGACCCCCAUCCUCAACGGCUACGAGGCAGUGGAGGAAGUGAUGAGUGAGGAAGAAGAGGAAGAGGAGGAGGAGGAUAUUAGUUUGGACAGCCUUCUUAAGAGAUCAAGGGAGUAUGUGAAGAGAGAGCAGACUCAGCAGGGGUCAAACGUUGUCCACACAGUCACCAGGACUCCCCUGCCGGAGACUUACUCUGACAAGGAUAAGAAGAGCUGCAGUCCUAUAGGGGACUCAGGUUUCGAGUUUGGAUUCAGUCUGACCCAAGUCCAGUAUCAGACUCUGUAUGACCCCAGUCCCCAACAGUCUGGCUGCCUCUCACCUAGUCUACCUGACCGGUAUGCUCGUCUCCCCAGUCCAGAGUCCAGCAUUAGCUCCCGUGGACAGAAACGCAAACCACGGCCAGUUUCUACAGGGAACAUCCAUAUUUCUUUUCCCAUUGGCCCAGCAGACCUUAUACCCCGAAGCCCAGUAAGGUCAGGGGAAGGCGCUGGCAUGGCAGAUUGGGGAGAAUCUCUCUCAGGGGCCACAAAAUCCCCAAGUCACAGGGGCUCAGUGGGGAGUGAAAGUGGCAGUGGUGUUAGCAACGGCAAUUGUCGAUCCAGCCACUGUUGUACCAGUCCAUCGCAGGAGCCCUGUAGUCCCAUAAGUGCCUCUGGGUUUAGCCCAAAGGGUCACCAUGACCAUCUCGCUGCAGGAUUUCGCCGACGCUGCCACACUCUGGACAGUCAACUGCAUAGCAACCGCUCUGGAGUUGAGCACAUAGACCGUAGCCAGGAAAGGGUUCCUCGCUUCAUGGCAGGAGUUACAUGGGUGGCUCCAAGUUGGCGCACCCCUGCAGCCCCCUUAAGACAGUCGUGUGAGCUAGAUAAUCCCUCACCAACUCUGCUGAGGCCCUGCAUGACAUCUGACUUGGCUCAGAUCACACUCAGAAUGGAGCCUGAUGACGCUCAGGGGACAAACAACGGAGGGAUCACACCAACUGUCCUCAGAAAUGCAGCGGAGGCACAAGCCAACAAGACAGAAGAGACCCAGAGGCGAGCACUGGUUCUGGAGGACAUGCAAAGGCAUCUGGAGGAGGAGCAUGCCAUGCAGAUGUCGCUCCUCCUGGCUGAGCAGGAGAAAGAGCAACAGCACCUCUGUCUGGAGCUCGAAGAGACAGAUAGAAGACUGAAGGAGCAGGGGUGUGUGCGGCCUUUGAGUGGGGAUGCUUGUGGGUGGAAUUGUACGUCCAUGAGCGACAGCCGUCCUGUUGUGAGCCCUUCCUGCCCAGGACUAAGCCGUGCGGGCACACCAUCUGAGCCAUCACCUAGACACAGUAUAGGUUUUCCCAGUCCUGUAAGUUCCAGCGUGUCCUCUCCCUCUGUCCAGCCUCCCGUUUAUCUGUGGGGGCCCACAUGGUCAGUUAGCAAACCUCGAGCGAGGCUAAGUCUGGUGAUAACAGCAGAGCAGCAGAGUGCCUUCUGUCGAAUUGGCGCCAUCAUUCGUGGCUUCCUCACUCGCAGACUGCUGAAAACAGAGAAGGUCAAACACCUGCGGCAGACCAUCAUGGAUACACAGGAGUUCAUCCGUUCGUUCCAGACAGAAGCUCCACAGAAGAGAAGCCCCUGCUCAGCACAAGAUCGCUCCCUCCAAGAGAGAGUUAGAGCCCAGUUACGUGCAGCCCUUUAUGACAUCCAUGAUAUCUUCUUUGAAAUGCCUCUCUGGGACCGAUUAGCAUUGCUGCAGCAGGACAGGGAGCUCCAAGCAGAGAGGAAGCUGCGAGACAUGGAGAAAGCCAAGGGCCCCAAGGAGAGAGUGGUUCUGUCUGCUGCCACACAGAGGUCUCUGGACAGGAAAAAGAGGGUCGGUGAAUCCCCAGCAAUGCCUAGAAAGAAGCAGCAGAAGCCAAAGAGCCCCACUACUAACAGAGUCCUGAAGCCAAGCCAAGGCCAAAAUUCUCCCGUGUCAGGCCAGCUAAACCGCCAGGGGAGCUGGUACAGAAAGACACCAGAGGAGAGAGUGAGGCGCUCAGACAGCCUGAAGAAGCAGCACUCUCUGGGUUAACAGCUGACUCAACUUCCCCCGACCUGUGAACUUGAAUUUGUAGUCUUUGAAUACAAACCUUUGCUCCACUGAAAGUUUGGUCUGUGCUGCUAAUA